AACACAGACGCACACAGCGUGACUUCAGCGCGCGGAUACACUGGAAAAAUCAGGAGGAUUUUUUUAGGAUUCAUGGAUGAACUCAGCUCAAAAUCACACAGUUAUUUACAAGUUAUUUACAGUUGACACGCGGGUUUAAUGGACCGGACUUUACUUCUGUGAGCUAUUCAGUUUGUGUAAAUAAACUUUCUUCAUCAUAUGAGUUCCGAUGGGACAUUUCGGGUGAUUAAAACGUCAGGUGCACGAGGACUGAAACAGACACUAUGUAACAAACACAGGUGGACAUGAUGAUAAAUGUAAAGACUGGAGACUGUUGAGUUUGGAUCAGAGUGUUGUGGAUCAUCUGGAUCAAGAUGAGUUGUUUCUGUUCAGUCCAAGAGGAGUUUUACUGUGAGGUUCUGCUUCUGGAUGAGACCAAGCUGACGUUGACCUCUCAGCAGCAGGCUAUAAAGAAAUCAACCAAGGGUUCUGUUCUGCUGGAUUAUGUGUUCAGUCACGUCAAUCUCGCUGAAACUGAAUAUUUCGGGCUUCGCUAUUGCGACCGCAGUCAUCAGACGUAUUGGCUUGAUCCCUCGAAAACCCUCUCUGAACACAAAGAUUUGAUAACCACUGGACCUCCGUACACCCUUUAUUUUGGGGUGAAAUUUUAUGCUGAAGAUCCCUGUCAACUGAAAGAGGAAAUUACAAGAUAUCAGUUUUUACUUCAGAUUAAGCAGGACGUUCUUCAGGGAAGACUUCCUUGUCCAUUUGAUAUCAGCACCCAACUGGGAGCUCUUGCCAUUCAAUCUGAGCUGGGAGAUUAUGAUCCAUAUAAACACACACAAGGUUACGUGUCCGAACAUCGCUUUGUCCCGGACCAAAAAGAAGAACACGAGGACGCCAUUGAACGGAUUCAUAAAACUCUCAUGGGUCAGGUGCCUGCUGAAGCUGAGAAGAGUUAUUUAGGACUCGCUAAAACACUGGAGAUGUACGGCGUGGACCUGCACCCUGUGUUUGGAGAAAACCAAUCCGAAUAUUUCCUAGGACUGACGCCAGUUGGAGUUGUGGUUUACAAAAACAAAACACAAGUGGGGAAAUAUUUCUGGCCGAGAAUUACAAAAGUAUAUUUCAAGGAAACACAGUUUGAACUGCGGGUUAUGGGCAGAGAUUGCAAUGAAACCUCAUAUUUCUUUGACGCUCCCAGUAAGACGGCAUGUAAGAACCUCUGGAAGUGUUGUGUGGAACAUCAUACCUUCUUCAGGAUGCCAGAGAAUGAAUCUGCUUCAUUGACCAGAAAACUGUCCAAGUUCAGCUCUCUGGGCUCAAAACAUCGCUACAGUGGAAAGACUGCAAUGCAGAUCGGACGAGAGCCGUGUGUAACUCUUCCCCGACCGGACCUACAGGUGAUCCGAACCCGCAGUAAGACUUAUCCAAAGAGAAACACACAGCCGUCACACACAGGGCGGAACAAUGGAGGUCAGACGAUCACAAAGAUGGAGAACACGAAUGGAGGACAAACCAGAACAUCGGCGCUCUUACCAACAAAGAGUCCUAAAGCAAAGCCAGAGAGCACAACAGAAGAUCAGCCGAACAAACACACAACACCAUGGGAUGAAGACGCUCCACAGAGUGGACUGUAUAACUCAGCCAGCGAGCGGAACAAAUCUCCCAAAUUCCCAAAAGUUCACAGACGUUCGCCUUCAGGUGGCAGUGAGAAUGACAACACGCAGUCAGCCGGACGCAGGAGAGGUCACAGCGCUGAAGACCAACAAACCAACAAACACCACAGGAGAAGGUCCCGUUCCCGUGGUAACACCAGCAGUGGUAGCGAAUCCGAGAAUUCCAACAGGGAACGUCGUAAAAAAAGAAACCGGUCCCAUCAGGAGAAUGAGAUGAUCGACUCUGGACCGCAGUGGGAAGUCGUUCUCCGGAGACAGAAAGAAAAAUCGACCAACGAUUCGAACCAAAGGCGCUCGCGACACCGCUCAAGAUCACGAAGUCCUGACGUCCACGCUAAAGAGCAGCUCUGGAAGCACAUACAGAAAGAUUUGGUUGAUCCAUCAGGACUCUCUGAGGACCAACUGAAGGAGAUUCCAUACAAGAAAGUGGAAACACAAGGUGACCCCAUCAAAAUCCGACAUUCGCACUCUCCUAGGAGCUUCCGGCAGUAUCGGCGAUCCCAGUGUUCGGAUGGAGAGAGAUCUGUGCUCUCGGAGGUCAACUCUCGGACUGAUCUGGUGCCACCCCUCCCCGUCACACGAACCACUGAUGUGCCUGGUUCCAGCUUGAGCCCUGCACAGAAAAAGAAAGGGUCGAAGGACAAUCUGUCAGAGAGCUCUGAACAGGACACAAGAUCCAGUGCCAAGGUGGUGAAGACCGUACACAGCCCUCGAGUGAAAACUGAAACGUGAGCGACUUCCGCUGCGGACACGUCGAGGACGAGCGGAUGGAUUGUCAGAGGACUUGAGAGGUCAAAAUCCUGUGGGACCCUCAGGGAAAAACACAUUGAGUUCAUACUGCAUCCAUCAUAGUUCACACUGAGUUCAUGCAUUACCUGUCUGUGAGUAAAGCUUAGGGUUCCCAUUGUCUUGUGUGACAAACUUAACAAUUGACAUUCAAUUCCUGCUGACAAUCAAAUGAAGGAUAACGGAUUGAGAUGAAAAAACACUGAUCAAUCUGAAGAAGUGCAUCUGAUAGGAUUGUAAACACAUCUGCGUACAGUAUUAAACAUCAAACAGCACAGCGCUUUUUAUUCAUUCAUUGUGUAGUAGUUCAUGUGUAGACUUUCUGCUGUAGGAAACAUUGCUGCUGUAUUUCUUCUCAUUUGUUUUUGUACAAUAUAUUGUAGCCUGUGAUGAUCUCUGUUUAGAAAAACACUGUAGCUCAACUGGAAUCUCAACUUUUGGAUUAAAGUUCUUGUCAAUAAAUAUAUUUCAAUACAAUUACACUACACUACACUACA
Molecule: messenger RNA, 2941 nt
Organism: Paramisgurnus dabryanus
Lineage: Eukaryota; Metazoa; Chordata; Actinopteri; Cypriniformes; Cobitidae
Gene: epb41l4a
Product: erythrocyte membrane protein band 4.1 like 4A
Biological process (GO): actomyosin structure organization
Cellular component (GO): cytoskeleton
Source: RefSeq, a predicted model, not a curated record